AUGACUACCGAGCGAAAUUUCAAAGAGAUGAUCAAAGAAUCUGCGGAGAAGAUGCGUGACAUUUUGUGCUUUAUCAAUUCAAGCGAAAAAACGACCGAUACCGAUCUUCGGUUCAAUGAAAUCAAGAUCGGUUUGGCGAAGGCCUUCGGUACCAGUGUCGAUCCCGAAAGCAGCGAAGGACUGCUGUCGGUCCUAGAAGACAGCGUUCGGAUCAUCACAAACGAAUAUUUUUCGAAGUCUUCAGGGGACGCGCAACGUUUGUUGCUCAACAAAUGCGUAGACGUUUUCACGGACAUCACUGGCCGCGUCUUGAGAGUUCAUGACCCCGACUCUGAACGCUACGUCCGCGCCCUACAGUCCAGAGUCCAAACGCUGGAAGUGAUCGUUCAAAUUCUUCUCAAGCUUCGAUCUUACGCGGAACUCAAAAUCUACACCCACUGCCUCGCUGAACUGCUUGAGGCCCUGAAGAACGCAGAGCUCAGCACCGGACUUGAAACCGAUAAGCUUAGGGUUCGCCACGCAGAAUCUGUUCUGCAGAUCUGUCGCCUAGAAAACAGCGCACGUGUUGCGCUCCACUCCGACGCGACGCUUGAGUGCCUUUACGUCGCCAGAAACGUCUGCAGCGACGAGUUUCCCCAACUCCAAAAGUACUUGUCGCUUCGAGCUUUCGCCAUGGGCCUCGAUUGCUACAAGAACGGACACUCUGAGCACGCGGUCACUUACUUUCGAGAGUCCUUCCGCUUGGGCAAGAAACUGACCAACGUCGACCGCCAGGCAGACACCCUGUACCUCCUCGGAUGUGCCUACCUUCGCUGGAACAAGGAGGAACACUGGGAGAAAGCGGUCAAUGCCCUCGACAUGGCCAUGCUGCAUCAGCCCGGGAUCCUCAAGCACCUCACCAAGAAGCUAGAAGCCCUUUACACAAGCGGCAAUGACAAGUCAAUCGCCAACACGCUGGAUUGCAUCCUCAAGCACAAGGAGAUGACCGUCAAGAGCGCUCUGGACAUCCACAAGUCCCUGAAGGCCAACAGUCUCGCGGAAAAGGCCAUAGAGUUCCUUCAGAGAGCGUACAUUCGCUUUGGUCAGGACGAGGACUCGCUUCAAGUCCUCCUGGAACUCCUCAAAGCCGAGCUCAAGAGCGAAAACUUGGAUCGUGCGUCUGUAACCUUCCAGCGCGUCUUGGUCCAAGGCAGCAAAGCCCAGCUUAAGUGCAGAGACGAGCUGAAGCAGUUGGCGCGGUUUUUGUAUCAGUACGGUUGUCAGCAGGCCGAAGCGGGCAAUGUCGAAGACGCGGUGGAAUGGCUGAAGAACUGCGACAUGCUGAUGGGGGAAUUUGAUGAAGCGUUUAGCGCUGAUGACCCCGAUGAUGCCUCCGUGCUGGACAUGGCGGACGUUAAGCUAGGUUUUGCCUACUGGAGCGCCAAACUGGGCAAGCUGGAUGGUGUCAAGGAGGCUCUUCAGCAGUACAAGGGUCCUGACAACGUGCUCAGGCAGUACCUGAUGCUGAAGAUUGCUGUUCAGGAGGAUAACAGCACAAGUGCUAUGGAAGCUGCUCGUUUGCUUCUGUCCCUCGUGAAGCAGUCCAACGGCCUGGAACGCGAGACGACCUACCGCAAGGUGACCAGCGCCAUCGUCCACCUGUGCAGCUACGCGAUGCAGACACGCAGGACGGAGUUAGUCGGCCAUCUGCUCAGGCAGAUCGGAGCACCUCCCGAGACCAACCCAUCAAUGGCCGCCAUUCAGCUCAAGUGUCUGCAGUGCGCUGCAGGGCUGUGCUUCGCCACCUUCGGUGACAACCAAAACGUCUACGACAUCGUCAUACAGUGUGCUGAAAGGGCAUCCGCCAUCUUCAACGUCUGCAACCCUGCCCACUUGUACGAGUCCGCAGAACAGAAGGCGUGGUUCGCUUCCGCCUGCUGGAGCCUCGCUCUCCAACCGGAGGUCAGCCUUCAGCAGCAGUUCAGGUUGUUCUCGCACAGCUUUCAGCUGGCGCUGAGUAGUCGGCACCACUUCGCCGCGGGCCAGCUGAAGACGUACGCCACUAUGGCACUCCUGUCCAGCGUCAGCGCAUCGAGGCAGGCCACGGACAUGGAACUCAAGCUCAGCAUUCUGAGGAAUGUCCGGUCAGUAGCUCAGGAGUACAAGAAAGCCUUCCCAAAGUGGCGAGAGUUUGAGGACUCGGCAUUGAUGGUUCUCCAGGCUGAAUUCGAAGCUGCGGUCAACAGCGGCGCCAAGGACUCCGCGAGAGUGGUGGACGAGGUCCUAGCCUACCCUGGAGCAGACUCCGACUUGCUCGAAGGCUUUGUCACUGUUUGCCAGAGAGCCGGCACCCAGAGCAGUCCUCAUGCCUGCCGCUUGCUCCGUCAGUGCCUCAGCCUGAAGAUGGCCGAGAAUACAGUUAAUUUAAACUCCGUCAUCAGGCUGUAUCACAUGCUCUUUCAGGCUCUGCUGGAUUCGUGCGACGAUUCCGGACUGUCGGCCUGCGUCGAAGAGAUCCUGAAGCUCGGCCUGAUGCACGGAAGUUCCUAUCCAGAGGCAGAGCUCGUCUGGAUGAUGACGACUGCCUGGAACGGGGGAUUACGGCGCCUCGUCGAGGGGAACGUGCAGUCGGCGGAGCUGCGUCUCCGCGACGGAGUACGAAUUCUCCGCUCACUUCCGACGCUCCGUCCGGCGUACGAGCGCAAACUGCUCGCAGACUUUCGGCGACUGCUUCCGAACGUGAAGCUCGACGAAGACAAUUCCCAGUGAGUUGCAUUCCGCGGGAGCUGGCCAGUUAAAUUCGCCAAGAACGUUAGUUUUGCUUACGCAUAAAAGUUUGGUCUUUAUUUAACAUACGUCAAUGAAGCUCAUUGACUUUGUUGUUUCUAAACAAGGCUUUGCUGCAGGGACGUAAAGUUGACACGAAAAGUCCUUCUGUUAAAAAUUUAAGGGUAUAAUGUCGGGUAAGACUGCAAGGGAACAACUUAACCACGUUUGUUUCCAUUUCGAGACUUGU
This is a messenger RNA of Ixodes scapularis (black-legged tick), 2995 nucleotides long. Its product is annotated as testis-expressed protein 11-like. Gene Ontology annotation, molecular function: protein binding. Bases 1 to 2748 code for a protein of 915 amino acids. Gene Ontology annotation, biological process: meiotic cell cycle. The transcript is spliced from 8 exons. NCBI's taxonomy places the organism in Eukaryota, Metazoa, Arthropoda, Arachnida, Ixodida, Ixodidae. The record is from RefSeq and is a predicted model, not a curated record.